Messenger RNA from Mycena indigotica, 1371 nucleotides. RefSeq lists its product as uncharacterized. Gene Ontology annotation, biological process: translational initiation. Gene Ontology annotation, cellular component: eukaryotic translation initiation factor 4F complex. The record is from RefSeq and is a predicted model, not a curated record. The transcript is spliced from 3 exons. The coding region runs from base 1 to 1371 and encodes 456 amino acids. NCBI's taxonomy places the organism in Eukaryota, Fungi, Basidiomycota, Agaricomycetes, Agaricales, Mycenaceae. Gene Ontology annotation, molecular function: RNA 7-methylguanosine cap binding; translation initiation factor activity.
AUGGCAGAUCAGCAGUCGAAACCCCAGCCAAAUAGGCUCCCCUCCCUCGGUCAACUCGCAGCUCGCAUAAAUAACGCUCAUACCAAUGGGGCCGCUACACCUCCCGCUCCAGCGAAUGCAGCAGCCCGACCACGACUUUCCGCAUUCACUCUUCGGACCAACUCGACGACGUCGGUCGCCUCCACCAACGAUUCGAUUGCAGUCAAUGCACCUUCAACUCGAUCCGUUUCACCCUCUGCACUCAGCUCUUCCUCCAGAUCUGGCACACCCUCAAAUGAGACGGCAGUCCCUGGUGGAGAUGCUGAUUUGACGUCAGAAAAGCUUGAGAAGCUGAACCUAGAAACGGCGCCUGUAGAGAAGAAAGGAACACCACGAGUCGGCUACAAAAAUAUUCCUAGUCUGGACGCCAUCACAGCUCGUCUUGCAAAGACCCGUGCUCUUAGCAUCGACGGCACCGCAAAGCCACCCGAACCAGAGAUGAUAGAGGAUCCGAAAACGCCGGGAUUUCCGAUGAAGGCCCCAGAACAUCCUCUCGAGUAUCCUUGGACCAUCUACCACGACACCAAGGCCAAGGUCCCAUUUACCCCUGCCACUGCCCAACCCACCCCCAAUCCGACCUCGUCGCCUUCCGCUGGUCAGGAAACUUUCCCCUCGGCACACACAGAGUCGAACGACUAUGAAGCAGGGCUGACGGUGGUCGGAGAGUUCUCAACUGUAGAAGAGUUCUGCCGUUACUUCAACUGGCUCAAGCCACCAUCACACCUUGAGCGCAAUUCAAACUACCAUCUUUUCAAGUCAGGCAUUAAGCCGAUGUGGGAAGACGAGGCCAAUGCUAACGGUGGCAAAUGGGUUUUGACGAUGAAAAACAAUCCGCAACUGCUCGAUAGAUGUUGGAACUGGCUAGCCAUGGCGUUGGUCGGAGAAGAACUGGAAGAGGGUCAAGACUUGAUUUGUGGCGCUGUUGUUAGCCUGCGUAGCAAGGUGGACCGGAUUCAGGUCUGGACAAGAAUCAAGGACGAUGUAGAGCGCCUGAACGCCAUCGGCAAGAAGCUUGUUAAGCUUCUUGACGUCUCUGAAGCAGACGGUAUUGGACUGGAGUUCCAGUUCAACACUGACGAUCGCCCGCUGCCCAACAAGUUCCUCUCCAUCCAAUCGAUGCCGAUGACGUCUUAUCGACCCACAUUCCAACCGGGGACAGGGCGUAUGGGUGGACAUGGUCGCACAGAGUCAGUCGGCGCCAAUGGCUCGCCAUAUACCCCCAUUGAACCCAGUGUACCUGCGAGCGCUGGCCCUGGUGGCGCUUUUGGCAGCUUUGGUAUUGGCAUCGGAGGAAACGCAGCCUGGAGGGCAAAGGCACGACAAGGCGCAUGA